Acipenser ruthenus (sterlet) is the source of this 1465-nucleotide messenger RNA. RefSeq names its product polyubiquitin-B. Lineage: Eukaryota; Metazoa; Chordata; Actinopteri; Acipenseriformes; Acipenseridae. Gene Ontology annotation, molecular function: ubiquitin protein ligase binding; protein tag activity. The transcript is spliced from 2 exons. Gene Ontology annotation, biological process: protein ubiquitination; modification-dependent protein catabolic process. Gene Ontology annotation, cellular component: cytoplasm; nucleus. Bases 163 to 1308 code for a protein of 381 amino acids. The record is from RefSeq and is a predicted model, not a curated record.
GCGGAGGGAUUGUAGGUCAUGUGUAGGGGGUGAAACGUGGCUGACGAUAAAGCUAUAAAAGUAAAACGCAGCAAUCAGUGCGGCAGAUUGAAGCAAGAGUUCAGCACAGCUACAAUAAGAGGACGAAUAAUAUUUUCGGAAGCUUCCCGAAACUACUGAAAGAUGCAGAUCUUUGUGAAAACACUCACUGGCAAGACCAUCACCCUAGAGGUUGAGCCCAGUGACACCAUUGAGAAUGUCAAGGCCAAGAUCCAGGACAAAGAAGGAAUCCCCCCUGACCAGCAGAGGCUGAUCUUUGCAGGCAAGCAGCUGGAAGAUGGCCGCACACUGUCUGACUACAACAUCCAGAAAGAAUCCACUCUGCAUUUGGUUCUGAGGUUGAGGGGAGGUAUGCAGAUCUUUGUGAAGACCUUGACUGGCAAGACCAUCACCCUAGAGGUUGAGCCCAGUGACACCAUUGAGAAUGUCAAGGCCAAGAUCCAGGACAAAGAAGGAAUCCCCCCUGACCAGCAGAGGCUGAUCUUUGCAGGCAAGCAGCUGGAAGAUGGCCGCACACUGUCUGACUACAACAUCCAGAAAGAAUCCACUCUGCAUUUGGUCCUGAGGUUGAGGGGAGGUAUGCAGAUCUUUGUGAAGACCUUGACUGGCAAGACCAUCACCCUAGAGGUUGAGCCCAGUGACACCAUUGAGAAUGUCAAGGCCAAGAUCCAGGACAAAGAAGGAAUCCCCCCUGACCAGCAGAGGCUGAUCUUUGCAGGCAAGCAGCUGGAAGAUGGCCGCACACUGUCUGACUACAACAUCCAGAAAGAAUCCACUCUGCAUUUGGUCCUGAGGUUGAGAGGAGGUAUGCAGAUCUUUGUGAAGACCUUGACUGGCAAGACCAUCACCCUAGAGGUUGAGCCCAGUGACACCAUUGAGAAUGUCAAGGCCAAGAUCCAGGACAAAGAAGGAAUCCCCCCUGACCAGCAGAGGCUGAUCUUUGCAGGCAAGCAGCUGGAAGAUGGCCGCACACUGUCUGACUACAACAUCCAGAAAGAAUCCACUCUGCAUUUGGUCCUGAGGUUGAGAGGAGGUAUGCAGAUCUUUGUGAAGACCUUGACUGGCAAGACCAUCACCCUAGAGGUUGAGCCCAGUGACACCAUUGAGAAUGUCAAGGCCAAGAUCCAGGACAAAGAAGGAAUCCCCCCUGACCAGCAGAGGCUGAUCUUUGCAGGCAAGCAGCUGGAAGAUGGCCGCACACUGUCUGACUACAACAUCCAGAAAGAAUCCACCCUUCAUCUUGUCUUGCGACUUAGAGGUGGUCACUGAAGUUCAUAAAAAUGAACAUUUGUUCUUGCUAAUUGUAUGCUUUAUGUGAUUUACAGUUCUGUCUUGUCUUGCACUGUGAGUUAAUUGAACUUUUAUAUAUUCAUAAGUUGCUUGGACUGUCUAAAAUGUACUAAUAAAGAAGUGCAGUUAAACCUGA